AUGUUCUCCAUUUCACCCUCACCCCCUCUCUACCUGAGUUUCCUCCUCUUUCUCUCGCACCACUCCCCUGUUCUCUCCUGUCAGAUUGGGAACUACAGCCAGUGUGAGUCUGCUCCCUUUGUGCCAGGCCACAACCUGGUGGGAGAGGGCUUUGAUGUGGUCACACUGCAGCGAAAAGGAGCCUACAUGGUUGAUGUGAGGACCUACCUCACUCCAAGCGGCACCUGUACCCUCUGCUCCAACCCUUUUCAAGGAAACAAGCUGCAGAAACUGCCAGUCUCUGCAGUGGACUGGCGUGCAUUAAGCCGAUGCAACACUGACCUCUACAGCAGUGCACACACCUCUGUCAGCUCACUGAUUAACACUUACACCUCCCAGGACAGUAAUGACUGGAAGCUUGGCCUAGAUUUAAAUAAAAUUGUUUCGGCCAACCUGGUGGUGGGGGGAACACGUUCGUCUGCAUAUAACUUUGCUACAGGAAGGACACGAGAGGACCGCUACUCCUUCAGCACACACAGGGUUACCUGUAGCCAUUACAGUUACCGUGUGUCAAGCACACCACCCCUCAGCUCCGAGUUCAGUAAAGAUUUGGUGAGACUGCCAAGUUCCUACAACUCCUAUACCAGGGCUCAGUACACUAGACUUAUACAUACCUACGGUACACACUACAUCCGCCAGGUUCAUCUUGGGGGACGACUAAGGCGAGUCACAGCUGCACGUACCUGUUUGUCCACACUGAACGGGCUCUCCUCAAAUGAGGUGCACUCCUGCUUAUCACUGGGUGUUUCUGUAGGUCUGGGGAAGGUGACAUUAUCUGGCAACCGAAGGUCUUGCACCAGUGUCCUACAGAACCAGGGCUUGUCCAACUCAUACAGCUCUGGUCUCCACCAACAUCAAACAGAGGUGGUAGGAGGCAGUUUUUGGUCAGGGGAGUUUUCACUCACUCAUAAUGACUCCCUGGGCUAUGUGAACUGGCUGAAAACCCUCAAGGACCAGCCAGAUAUUGUUGGGUAUUCCCUCAGACCAAUGUACGAGCUGGUGCCAAAUGAGACGCAGAAGGCCGGAAUGAAGGCUGCCAUUGAGCAGUACUUAGCAGACAACGCUGUGCCUAACUCACCCAGAGAACGAUAUUGUGGGUGGGGCAUUCAAAACCUGGCUCCCAACUGCUGUCCCCAACGGGCCUGGAGAGGAAGACUGGUGGUGACCAUCGUCCGAGCCUGGGGUCUGAAAGGAGAUCCAGUUGGCAAGACUGAGGGGUAUGCCAAGAUGUGGUUUGGGUCCAACUACCGCAGGACUCGUUGGAUCAGGUCAAACUACCCUUGGUGGAAUGCUCGUUAUGAUCUGGGCAAGGUGGAUACACACUUGGGUUUGAAGGUCGAGGUCUGGGAUAAGGACGUGACCUAUGACGACCGUCUAGGCUCAUGUGUGAGGUACCUGAGCCAGGGGACACACAGCUUCAACUGUUGGGCCUAUAAAGGCGGCUUCCAGGUCCGCUACACGCUCACCUGCGACCCUCACCUGACUGGAGACAGGUGUAAUCGUUACAAACCAUCUCCACAGUGAGAAAUACAUUUUGGGGCCAUGCUAUUCACAACUUGCUACUCGCUUUACUUUAAUCAAGCGUGGUAGCUGAUCAGUUGAUCAUUUAACAGGUAAUAAAUGACUGAGGGCUUAUACAUUUAUUUUCCUGCCAUUGAAACACAAUAUUUCUUAUCUGUUUGAGGUUCAAUCAAUCAUUUGACCAUAUAAAUUACGGGUAAAUUCACACACUGACUUAUCUUUACUUAAAAAUGUAUGGUUUUCAGCUAAUUAUUACUAAAAAUAUAAUGUUUAUAAUAUAAAUAAAAUCAGUGCUGUGUGAUGUCAGUCAACACUCCCAAUUAUUAUGAUAAUGUAUAGUAUUGAAUUUUGUUGGUGGGUUUACAUUUGGAUUGCAGAUUGUACAGCUGGUGAUUUUCAGUGUCAAAUCCUUUUUUUGUCCAUUUUUGUAUGCC
Molecule: messenger RNA, 1994 nt
Organism: Thunnus maccoyii (southern bluefin tuna)
Lineage: Eukaryota; Metazoa; Chordata; Actinopteri; Scombriformes; Scombridae
Product: perforin-1-like
Exons: 9
Coding region: 1-1563 (520 amino acids)
Biological process (GO): immune response
Cellular component (GO): membrane attack complex
Source: RefSeq, a predicted model, not a curated record